AUGGCAAAGGUCAGCAGAAUCAGCGACAAAGUCGCCAUUGACGCGCUUAGAAAGACACUUUGGUACAAGUCGAAGUUCAGAAAGUGGAUAACACUCGAAAAGCCUCGCACGAUCCAGGACGCCCUCCACAAAGCCUCGGAUUACAUAAUGAUCGAAGAGGAGUACGUCCAUCACGAGGGGGAAGAACUCCAAGGCGCGCACAACUACUCGAUCAAUACGGAGCAGUACAGAACUUCGGGGAAUACGUGGAACCGUAACCAGAGUUACGACAAAAACGUCUACUGCGAGUUCCAUCAGACCGAAGGUCACUCCACGGUUAACUGCAAAGUUGUAGGGGCAAGGCUGGCCGCGAAGCUGCUUGCUGGAGAACUCUCUGGAGUAACCAGCAUCAAGGAUCUAAUCCUCGACUCCGACCGUCCGCCAAAAAACAAUAAGAAUCCUCCCGCGGAAAACUCGUCGCCGAGAAAUCAUGCGAGGGAUAAACGCGAAAGAAGACUGGACGAUAGAGGGAACGAUAACUCCCGCAGAAGGGUGAACAUGAUCAUGGGAGGAUCCCAAUACUGCAAGGACUCGGUCUCGACCAUCAAAGCCUACCAACGGAAAACCGAGUCAACUGCGAAGUAUCCCCCACAGUCUCCUCCUCGAGACGGAAAGAACACCUUGAUCACGUUCACUGAAGAAGAGGCUUGCGGAAUCGACCAGCCUCAUUGCUACCCCUUGGUCAUCGAUCUGGUAAUAAGAGACCUCGAAGUCGCAAGAAUACUCAUCGACACCGGAAGUACGGUCAAAAUCACAAACAGGCAAAACGGAAGCCGAUCAGUCAUCGCAUAG
Molecule: messenger RNA, 831 nt
Organism: Raphanus sativus (radish)
Lineage: Eukaryota; Viridiplantae; Streptophyta; Magnoliopsida; Brassicales; Brassicaceae
Exons: 3
Coding region: 1-831 (276 amino acids)
Source: RefSeq, a predicted model, not a curated record